This is a messenger RNA of Physcomitrium patens, 2857 nucleotides long. RefSeq names its product protein SEEDLING PLASTID DEVELOPMENT 1. The record is from RefSeq and is a predicted model, not a curated record. Gene Ontology annotation, molecular function: ATP hydrolysis activity. NCBI's taxonomy places the organism in Eukaryota, Viridiplantae, Streptophyta, Bryopsida, Funariales, Funariaceae.
GCUGACAGUUUGCGUAUCUCGCGAAUGAGUGGCUCCGUCACUCGAACGAAACGUCUCACUUGUGGCGAGCUCCCCGAGUGGUUGGUUACCUGGCCUCCUCCUGGCUCUUAAAUAUGCACGCAAUCGCAACCUCCUAGACGGUUCGAUUCAUGGGGGGCGUGAGCGCGGUGCCCUGUUGCAAUCUGGUGGCGAGAAGCGUGUGAUUGAUGGUGUGUCGUUGUAGUGGAGUGGAGUGGAGAGUAGAGGAAACAGGGAUUGGAGUGGAGAGGAGAGGAAACAGGGAUUGGAGUGGAGCUGAGUAGUUUAGUGUAGGGAUUUGCUAGAUGUUUGCGGUGGGAUUGAACAUGGAGUCUGUGCUGUCUAGUAAUUCGCUGCGUGUGAGGUUCGCUUGUCAUUCGGUGACGCCGAGCUGCGCCACCGCUUCGGGUAGAUCCGUAGUCUUGUAUAGUAGAGGCGCGAGCCAUCGGGCAUUUAUCUUGCCCUCGUGUUCGGAGGUGCAUUGGACGGGCGGGAGGCAAUGCAUGUCCGGUGCGAGACGGUCGAACUCCGGGAGGACAAUCAAGUUGAGGAGUUCUAGGAGGCGCGUGGCAACGAUCAAGGCUAGCGUGACGGACUCCCGUAACUUGGCCGUAGAUCCACAAAACUCAGGGUUGAGACCUGGCCCAGAGAAGAAGCUGGUUCCUGCUGAAAUUGUGCCGGUGCCAAGUGUAAGGGAGGCUGCAUUGGCUGAGGGUGAAGAGCCCGGCGAAAUUAGCGACGAGCUAUGGAAGCUGCUGGUGCUGGUUCCGGAGCACAUAGGGCAGAAGUUGGUGGCGCACCCCGAGAUCAAUGACUUGGUGGAGAUUGUACUUGACUUGGGGCGGCGGCCUCUGGCACGAUUUCCUUCCGGCGAUUGGUACGUCUCGGAGUCGAAAGUUACUGCUCAAGAUUUACAGCACGCCAUUUCCAUGACUGGGGAAUUUGGCGACGAUAACCGAGCAGGUAUUGAUCGCACACUUCACCGUGUGAGCGCCAUGCGAACUCGAUCUGGGAGUGUUGUGGGGCUCACUUGCCGAGUUGGGCGAGCUAUCUCCGGCAGCGCUGAGAUGGUCCGUGAUCUGAUUGCCAGCAGUAGUUCUUUGCUGCUCAUGGGACCUCCUGGUGUCGGCAAGACUACUGCAAUUAGGGAGAUUGCACGCAUGUUGGCUGAUGAGUAUCACAAGAGAGUGGUCAUUGUGGACACAUCGAAUGAGAUAGCUGGUGACGGUGACAUUCCUCACGCCGGCAUUGGUAUGGCACGGCGGAUGCAAGUGCCCAAAGUCGACUUACAACACAAGGUGAUGAUUGAAGCGGUGGAGAAUCACAUGCCCCAAGUGAUCGUGAUUGACGAGAUUGGAACUGAGUUGGAGGCAGUAGCGGCCGGCACCAUCGCCCAACGAGGAGUGCAGCUCGUGGGCACUGCACACGGCAUGACGGUUGAAAACCUGAUAAAGAAUCCGUCCCUUCAAAAUCUGGCCGGGGGCAUUCAGAGUGUGACACUCGGUGAUGAGGAAGCUCGGAGGCGACGAGUGCAGAAGAGUGUGUUGGAGCGGCAGGGGCCUCCCGUGUUCACAUCUGCUUGCGAAAUGAUCUCACGAACCGAGUGGCGAGUGCACCGCAGCUUGGCCGCUACAGUGGAUGCGUUGCUUGCUGGUAAAUCGCCAAGGGUAGAGGUACGUAAAAUGAACGAGAAUGGGCAGGUGGUCGUAGGCAAUUUGGCCGAGUACCCUUCCCCAUCAAGACCAGGCAGCUCUACCUCUGGAUCAAGCUCGUCAUACGAUCUGGACUGGACUGAUAAUUAUGAGGAGGAUGAUUACGCGGGCGGGGACACCGGCGCAGAGAACGCAGCUGUGCAGGCAUGGGAGCGCUCUGAUGCUCCCAUUCUCUUGUAUCUUCACGAGGUCACAGAAGAAUCCCUGGAGCAAGUGAUGGACGUCAUGGGUUUGGAAAACACAGUUCAGAUCACAGAAGACAUCGGAGCUGCUGAUGCGGUUCUAGCGCUCCGCUCGAAACUCAAGUUGAACUCUUGGGUCCGGGGUAUGGCCAAGUUUCGGCAGCUUCCUAUCUUUGUAAUCAAAGCCAACACUAUGGCACAAAUGGUGAGGGCCAUGCGUGCAAUUAUGAGCAUGGAAUCACUGGGCAAUAAUUCCCUCGGCUCCAAUCGGUUACGAGGUGACGACGGAGAGAAAUCCGAAUCGAUAAUUCACAGGCAACCAAACUCAGCGGAGGAAAUUGAUGCCUUAGAGAAUGAAGACUGGGGGCUGACCUUGUGAUUAAACAUGGUGUUCAGGAGGCGCGAGUAGCGGUGGAACAGAUAGUGAUCCCCAAGGUUCAAGCUGUCGAACUUCUCCCCCGCUCCCCUGAAGUGCUGGCCUUGCAGGUGAAGCUCGUAGAGAGUUAUCAAUUAGCAUGGGAAAAGACUGGCUCCGGGAUGAACAAGAGGCUGCGCAUUCUCCCUAAGCAAUUGGUGGCUAGGAGCAGGAAUAGUAGAGGCAGCGAUCAGGAGGCUGACGAGGAAGCCUCGGAUAUAGAGGAUGAAGAAUUUGAUUCCGAUGUCGAGGACCUGGGUGUGUCGAUAGCGGGAGGCACAAGCCCCGGCAGGUUGCCCAUCCUUCCGGACUGAUUCUGGAGAACAUUCGUCUCCCUAAUUCACUUGUGCAUAAAUGUACACUUCAGUGUAAAAUUGUUGAUGCUAUAGUUUGCAAGCCAGUUCUGUGAUGUUGCUUCGUUCUUGGCCAAUCUUUGCUGACCGAGAUGCUAAAAGCAAUUAUUAACUUUCGGUUGAAAUCCGUAUAUAUUAUUGAGUUUUUAUGGUCCCACCAUCUGAGAUCCGAUUUCA